AUGGGAAAAAUCGGUCGGGCUGAGAGGAAGCAUUCCGGUCAGCGUGCGUGUUCUCUUCGCGAACCAUUCCCUCCCUCCACAUCUUCGCAGUCCUCUGACGCCCUCGGCAUCCUUUAUCGCGCCAAACAUACCCUAGGCAUCUCAUUCCUAAACUCCCUCUGCGCGCUCAACGUCCACGCCAUUGCGGCGAUCCCGGUCACCACUCCGCCCAUGAUCCAAGUAUUCGUUUUCCAGUUUGCGGGCUGCGAGUACCAGCCUCCGGCGGGCGACCAGACGUGUUUGGGAAAUCCACGGUUACAUCUCUCCCAGCGACCAUGUCCUUCACGCGCACAUUUGGCGGUAGCACGGCCAUUGCAGCAACGGCGAGGAUUGCAGACGCAAGCUGAGAAGCCGGCAUAUACGAGGACGGGAAAGGUGUCAUUUGAGAAUGCGGAAGGAGGCGAUGAAGAGGUGGAUGUGAAGGGGCGACCAGAGGACGAUAGACAACGACUCAAUUUCCCUCACCAUGGACUCGCCGCACGAUCAGCAAAACUCUCCGCUCUACACGCACGAUUGUCUUUACCAUCGAAGCUACCUCUGCAAACAUUAGCGAGAUGUCUGAUCGAUCCAUCCGUCGACUCAAGACAAGGCUAUAACAAUGCACCUUUCGCAAUCCUAGGACAAGAGCUGCUGGGAUACUACACAUCCGAAUAUCUCAUCUGCCAUUAUCCACGCCUCCCCAUGCCCGCGCUCUACGCCGCACAAUAUGCAUACGUCGGAGCCGCAACACUAGCAUCAAUGUCAAGAGAAUGGGGCGUGGAAGUCGUAGCAGCGCCAGGACCGGAAGUAGACCCAGGCCUCUUACAACUGAAGAGACAAGCGGCAGGAAACGCAAUGGGACCAGACAACAUGCACAGACUCAAAGAUAUGGCCCAAGGUCUACGACUACGCCAUACGCGAGAUCAAUGGAAUCGACCAGGAAGCAGCAGAACGAACAUUUACGGCGACGAAUUUGGCGACAUCCUCGACCAGGCUCUCGACUACGAAGAUCCCACAUCCUCAUCCUCUUCCUCUACCUCUCAAGACUCCUCAUCCGCCACCGUCGAAGCCGCGUCGGCGAGUUUCGUCCGCGCCCUGACAGGAGCUCUCCACCUCCACGCUGGCUCCUCCGCUUCGAAAUCCUUCCACAAAGCCCACGUUCUCUCCAGACACCUUGCUCUCCACCAGCUCUUCAGUUUCACUCAUCCUACACGAGACCUCUCCCGACUUUGUCUACGAGAAGGCUUCGAACCACCUGUUGCGCGACUCAUUUCCGAGACUGGCCGACUCUCUCGCACACCAGUCUUCAACGUCGGUGUUUUCAGCGGCGACGACAAAUUAGGUGAAGCAGCGGGUGCGUCGUUGAACGAGGCGCGGGUUAGGGCAUCGGCGCAUGCGUUGAGGAGUUGGUAUUUGUAUAGUCCGCCGAGAGACGAUGUGGUGUUGCCCAGUGAUGUGGAAGGUGGCAGGACGGGAGUGAAGUGGAAGGCGCAGAUGGUGGAUCCGGGAGAGAUUAUCACGUAG
Molecule: messenger RNA, 1542 nt
Organism: Zymoseptoria tritici IPO323
Lineage: Eukaryota; Fungi; Ascomycota; Dothideomycetes; Mycosphaerellales; Mycosphaerellaceae
Exons: 3
Coding region: 1-1542 (513 amino acids)
Biological process (GO): primary miRNA processing; regulation of gene expression; rRNA processing
Cellular component (GO): nucleus
Molecular function (GO): ribonuclease III activity; double-stranded RNA binding
Source: RefSeq, a predicted model, not a curated record